AUGGCAGUGAACGUUGGCGUCGUUAAUUACUCACAAAAUGCAAAAGAGGAAGAAAGCAGCAGCGAGGACGAAGACAAAAGAGGUAAGAGCAGGCAUAAAAAAGUAGGAGACAGAAAGAAACCGAAGCGAACUCCGGUUGAAAAAAUAUUUAGAGUAUUUUACAGGUUAGACGAACAGAACUAUCCCACCCUGUGGACAACCCAGUCUUACAUCCAUAUAGUCGAAGCAUUCGUACACCUGGUAGCGGCAUGUUUUCUCGUUGUUUUGUACCUCUUUUCUGCCAAGUACGUCAGUCUGUAUGAAGGGUACAGUGGGGCCUAUCAGGAUAUUUUAAUGAUGGCCCUCUCCGCUUCAGGCACUCCAAUCUCCCUACUGAGUGGCCUCCUCGUUUGUUACUCCAUAACUCAGAAGAGGUUGGGCCGAUGUAGGUUCAACAUCUUCUUCGCGACAGGAUCCUCUGCCGUGCUAGCUUUGUCUUCUCUCAUACUUACUGCUGUUAGUCUCGGGUCGUUCCUUACUGCUGCCAACAUUUUUAAGGCUGGGUUUUAUCAGAACAUGAAAAAGUUCCACGCAGAUCGGUCGGUUAAAGAAAGCAUUGUACAAUUGCAGGAGAGUUUUGAAUGUUGCGGCAACACGAACUAUACAGAUUGGUUCACGAUUGGUUGGUCGCCUUCCAUCACCGCUUCCAAGGUCGGACUGCCACUGAGCUGCUGUAAGAGGCAGGGUACCAAUCCCUGCUUUGAAUUCGUUGAAUUGGAGGAGUUGAAUUCAUUGACGCCAUACCACGAGGGUUGCAACGGGAAGGUGCAGACGCAGUACGUAACGUACACGCUGAUAUCUGGCUCACUGUUUGCACUUUCGUUCAUCAUCGAUAUCCUAUCCACCGGCCUCUCAUACACAAACUCAAAAUCUGCUCUCUCUCAUGAGAACUUAAUUUUUGAAGAUCGCAUGAAAAUCAUCCCGCAAAAGCUCAGAGCCAACAGGUUGAUGAGAGCCAAACGAAAUAAAAUAAUGAGGAGUUAA
This is a messenger RNA of Helobdella robusta, 1023 nucleotides long. RefSeq lists its product as hypothetical. NCBI's taxonomy places the organism in Eukaryota, Metazoa, Annelida, Clitellata, Rhynchobdellida, Glossiphoniidae. The coding region runs from base 1 to 1023 and encodes 340 amino acids. Gene Ontology annotation, cellular component: membrane. The transcript has 3 exons. The record is from RefSeq and is a predicted model, not a curated record.